This is a messenger RNA of Bactrocera oleae (olive fruit fly), 3375 nucleotides long. RefSeq lists its product as uncharacterized. NCBI's taxonomy places the organism in Eukaryota, Metazoa, Arthropoda, Insecta, Diptera, Tephritidae. The record is from RefSeq and is a predicted model, not a curated record.
UUGUUUACUGGCCACAGAGGCUUUGGUAUAAAGCUUCUUACGUAUGCCAGUCAUGGCUUAAUCUUACCUUGAACUUGGGCGCGCUUGCAACGAAUCUUUCUUUCCACCAGCUAACAAGCGCAGACACCAGCAUUGCAGAUGAGUUGCUGUUAUUGUUUUUCGAAAUAAAAAAUUAAUUGUUGAAAAGUAAAAAACGAGAAAAAUCAAGUUAGUCAUAUGUGCCGGUGAAAUUCAAAUUGUUGUUUGAUCGGUUUUACCGUUUUUUAAUUUUUUAUUCGAGCGCUACAGUUUUGUGCAUAAUUUAUCAGUGGACAUGUGUGCGCGAAAGCGCCUUGCACAACGCUUUGAUGGCAUAGUAGUUGCAAAGUGUCUUAUAUAAAAAGUGUGUGUGUGUUUCGUGCGCGCCUGCGCAUUAAGAAUACCUGACGAGUGUCAAACGAGUGUCACAUGGAAGGCGGUCAAGACAUUAAAACGCGUAAAACCGCCAAAUUGACCUAAAACUUACAUCAAUAAAGUUGUUGUUUUUUUUCAAUUUGCAUAAAAGCCUACAAAUUCUAGCUCGUACAACAUGCCGCAUUUGUCGGCAUCUCUUUGUGUACUACCAUAAAUACAAACAAAACAUUUGCUAGACAAAAAGAAUAAUUAAAAAAUAAUUUUAUAUCCAUGCUUAUAAUAAAUAACGGUAUCGUUGCGCAUAAUUUGUAAACGUUGAGAGCAACAAAGUGCGGCCCAUCAAUUACUGUAAUCAAACGCCCAGGCGGAGACCUAAUAUUUCACAAUAAAUUGAUUGCUGUGUCAAUUGUCAACAAGCAUUGACAUUACAGCAGCAACAACAACCAGCCAGUGUCUGAAACCGUAGAAAAUUAUUAGCUUGGCAGCAUAAAUCCCCAAUGGAUUGGUCAGGGCCGAAUUAUGUGUUAGUGUUGCUUGCACUUAUACACACACUAACACCGUUACCGUUCGCGCACAGCUGGAGUGCAACAACAACGAGCGGCACGCCAGUUGGCGUUGGUUCAGCAACCGAUGGUGUUGGUGUCGGUGUAGGCGCAGCCAAAGCACGGAGCAUAAAUGAAGUUUCGCCAUAUAUAGAUUUAGUGCUAUGUCCAAUGAGAGAACAGCCAUGGAGCUGUGCGCGGCAACAAUCUGGACGCAUAUUGGAUUUGUGGGAUGGUGAAUUGCAUAUGCAGUGGCAGAAAUUGAAAGUGGAAGCAGACCGGCAAUUGAAUGCGACACUUGAAAAGCGUGGCUAUAGUGCCAGUGAAGGCCCCACCAAAGAGAAGCCUUCCACGAUAUUAAAGAAGAUCGAAAUUGGUACUGGUUAUAUGAAGAAAUAUUUGGCCGAAACUAUGGAUGGCUUUCUGGGCCGCGAGUACGACUAUGUGCAGCCGGAUACCAAGCAGAACUUCGUCAAUAAUGAUAACGAAACAGAAGAUGACGAGGAAGAAGAAGAUAGCGAGAAUGGCGAUGAAGAUGAAGAAGAAGGAGAGGAGGACGAUGAUGGCGAAGCAGGGCCGUCGCAGAAUGACGAAGAUUAUGUAGAUCGCGAUGGCAAUGCUAACCAGCAACAUACAGUCAACUUCUUCCAAGGUCGGCCAGUGGGCGUGCACAGCCAACUGGAUCAUAUUGAUGUAGCGCCACUAACUGACACAGCGCCCGGCGUGGCUAAUCAUGACUCCUCAGACGGCGUCGAAUUUAUAGAAAUCGAAGAUAGUGAAGACGCGCCACCGGGUCAACUAAAGGGCGGCGGCGGCGGUGGUAAAAAGAAACGCAAAAAUAAGAGAAAAAAGAAACCAGAAACUCUCUUAGUCGUACAACCAGCCGAAUUGCAAUUGCAUGGGCAUGGUGGUCAUCACGAUGAUGCCGUUGAAUGGGUGCCAGUGUCACAAGGUCAUAGCAAACCAUCGAAGAAGCAAAAACGAAAGAAGAAGAAGAAGCAUCAACAUGCUGAUGACAGCGUGUCGGUUGUGGUUGAGCAAGAGCCCUCGGAUCAUUUGGGCUUGGGUCUGCUGGAGGAAUUGGUGGAUGCCGUCGAUGUUACAGAUGUGGAUGGUGGACACAAGCGCAAACACAAGAAACCGAUAAAAUAUGGUAGAAGCGUUGGAGUGACACGUGGCAAGAAGAAGAAGAAGAAGAAGGCGAUCGCUAAACUGGUGUUGUUGGGCUCUUUUCUUAAGGCGAAGAUUGAGUUGCUUUUGAAGAUUUUGGGUGCUCAUUUGCAAAUUAAAUUCUUUGCCAUCGCCUUGAUUGGUCUGCUGAUAAAUAUUGCACGAUUCUGGAUCGACGUUAAACGUGGUGGGGCGCCACAAAAGGUUGUCUAUGUUGAACAUGCACACCAUCAGCACCACUACGACGAGCAUGGCGAUGACUGGGGCGGCGAGUCGGGCGGCAGCUACUGGAAGCGUUCUCUACAAACCGAUCCCACACUGGAAGAAGCAGCGACCGACAGCUACCAGCCGGUGGGACAACAUCAGGAUCCACACUAUAAGGCAUACCAUGGGCAAUGGCAGUAAGCGGUUCUUCGGUAGAGUAGCGAAAAGAUUUAAGUCGCUGAGAUUGUAAACGCAAAUUCGAUAUUUUGUGUUCAAAUAUGCACUAGCAUAAUUUAAUUUAAUGUAAUUUAUUGUUGAGUAAUGUUUUGUUGUACAAAAUUUCACACAAUUUGCAAGCACCUUUCGUUUAAGAAUCGCUGUGGAUGCGUGCAAAUUGUUUUUCCGGAUGUUGUAUUCACAGUUAUGUUUAAUAAAAAAUAGAAAUAGAAACGGAAAUACAUGAAUGUUGCCAGAAACCGUAGAUUUACGUUAAAAUUAGUGGUUUAGAUAAAAUUUUAGAAAAUAAAUAUUUGAUCGGUUCAAAAUUGUUAAGUUUGGCUUGUUUGAAGCGUAAAAUUUAUUUUAAUUGUAUUUAUUUAUUUUUUGUAUUUUUACGGCUAUGCAAAUCGAUAUUUGAUUACAGCAACUUGAAAUAUGACUUAAAAACAUUUUUUUUUAUUUAUUAUUUAUUUUGUUGCAAUUUGUGUAAUGAAUUUGCUUAUAUACCAAUCUACAAGAGGCAUUGCAGAAGCGUGUAUAAGACACUUUAUGUUCGUAGGCUACAAUUAUUUAUUUCUUGUGUAUUUAUUUAUUUGUACAAUAAAAUGUGUCGAAUUUAAGUUUGUAUAAAAAUAAAAUGUUCUACUCCAGUAUUACUGCUUACUUUAAUGAAAGCAGAGCAAAUUAGUUCCAAGAUAUGUUUUUGUAGGUAUGACACCUUUGUAUCUUCAUAAAUCACAAGUCAUCAGUGUAAGCGUGGUCGAAGUCAAGAUAAUCUUUUUGAACAUUGAGCUUAAUAGUUUCUUUAUCUGCUGAUAUAUAAGUAUUUUUUCAACAAAUAAAUAUG